AUGGACUCGAGUCAUUUUAUCGUGGUGCUGAAUGGGCUGCGCUCCGCAGAUAACCAGGAGCGCAAGUCGGCCGAGGAGCACUACAACAACAUGGUUGCCUCCAACCCUGUGUGGAUGAUGUGCACCUUGGCCGAGGCCAGUGCAACUUCGCAGGAUAUGGGUGUGAAGACCAUUAGCCUGGUGCUGCUGCGCAAGCUCUUCAAUGCUACCCCUUCACCGUACGCCGCAUCCGAUGCUGCAACACGCGCUGCAGUGAAGGCGCAUAUGCUUUCUGUGAUCAGCUCUUCCUCGCAGGGUGGCCUGCGCUCACCUGCUGCGGCGUGCGUCAGUGCUCUGGCGGUGCAGGUGUUCCAGGAGAAGGAGGACUGGAAUGAGCUGUGGACGAACGUUAUGACCAUCCUCGGCGACAUCAAGGGCGACGAGACACUGAAGACGAUGUGCUGCGAAAUUGUUCAGGCAACCUCGAUGGCCAUGGCUGCUUACUUUCAAUCUCAUGCCGAUACGCUGGCGCAGGGCUUGGAGACGUGCUUCGUGCAAGCGACAGACACUGCAGAUCUCAAGAAGGCCGCCUUCGAGACGACGAUCCGUCUAUCCAACCUUGGCAUGGCGGACCGUCUACGCCCGUUGGUGCCGAAGAUGCUGGGUGUCAUCGAGGCCUACCUGAACCAGGGCGAGUGGGAGUCUGUGGAGUCGAUGCUCGAGGCCACUGUGGAUGGAAUCUCGUCGAGUAUUAGCCUCUUCCAGCAUGACGCCGAGAACCUUCUGGGGCUCAUGAUGCAGGUGGCUGCUGCACCUCAGGUAGACGCCGGAGCGCGCCACAUGGCGGUGGAGCUGAUGCUGACGUACUGUGAGGAAGUUCCUAAGACUGUGCGCAAGGUGCCGCAGUUUGCCUCCUCCUUCUUCGAGUUGCUCUUCCAGUACACUCUGAAUCCCGACUACGGCGCGGACUGGGACAUCACCGGCCGCGACAAAGACGAGGACGACCUGGAGGAAAACUCGGAUCUGGUGAUCGGGUCGAGUGGGCUGGACCGCAUUUCGAACGCGCUCGGCGGCCGCAAGCUUCAAAAGACGGCCCAGGCGCUCUUCACACAGAACAUCAACUCGUCGCUGUGGCAGCACAGAAAUGCCGCGGUGCUGCUCAUCUGCUACGCUGGCGAAGGCAUGCGUACCGUCUUUGCAUCGCAGCUGCCGUCGCUGGUGCAGAUGAUCGUGCCGCACGUGAAGGACGAGUCCAAGUACGUGCGCGCUAACACGCUGGACUGCCUCGCGCAGCUCUCCCAGGACUUUACACCGGAGCUGCAGAUGAAGGUUCAUGGCGCUAUUCUGCCUGCUGUAGUUGCUGCGCUGCGCGACGACGUGUCACGCGUGGCAACGUGCGCCGCGAACUGCCUUGACAGCUUCAUUGACAGCGUGACAGGCGAUGAAGAGGAGGAUGACGAUGAGGACGGACUCGACGAGUUCCGCGCCAUUCUGCAUCCGUACAUCGAGCUGAUGUGCGGUGACUGCUUGGCGAUGAUCAGAGGGACGCAGCACUACUUUGUCCGCGAGGCAGCGCUGGGUGUACUCUCGUCAGUGUCCUCGACGUGCAAGAGCAUGUUGCUGCCAUACGUGGAGGAGCUUGUGCCCGUCUACCAGGAGAUGUUAAGCCUUCCGGAUGCACCGGAGGCAAUGAAGACAAAGUGUAAGGCUAUCGAAUGCGUGACACUGCUCGCCUGCGGCGUUGGUCGCGACGCGUUUGCCAAGUACGCGCAUGAUGUGUGCAACUACCUAAGGCAGCUGUGUGCCGGCGGCCUCACCAAUGAUGACCCACGCACGCGUUUCGUGAUGCGUGGCUGGACGUGCAUGGUGGAGUGCCUCAAGGACCAGGCUCAGCCGUACCUCAGCACUGUCAUCCCGAUCCUGCUGAACAUGAUGAGCAUGGAAUGUGACAUGGAGAUCGCGAAUGUCGGUGUUGGUGAGGGCGGCGGUGACGAGGACCUACCAGAUGGUGUGGAAAAGAUGCGCUUUGUUAUCCCGGGCGUCGGCGAGCGUGUCGUAACGAUUCACACAAGCCUCAUCGAGGACAAGGAGCUCGCCUCCAACGUGGUCUUCGCGAUGUUGAAGGACCUCGGCGUAGGACUGGCCCCGUAUUUCCACGACAUUGCCAUCGCGGCCAUUGGCCAGCUGACAUUCAUUGCUGGUGAGGCUAUUCGUGAGAGCGGUGCGUCGAUGCUCGACGAGAUACUGAAGUGCUACGAGGAGAUGAAGGAUCCGGCAGCACAGCAGCUGGCCGAGGUAGCCCUUCCGAAGCUGAUGGAGGCGCUCGGCGAGGAGUCGGAGAACAGCGUGAUGGAGAUGAUACUGCGGGCCAUCGGCCGCUGCGUUAGCGUGCACCCGGCAAUCAUGAGCCCUACCAACACGGCCCUCGUGUGCGACAAGGUAAUGGCGGCGCUGGAGGUUGUUGUAAAGCGCCGCAAUGAGUGCCUGGAGAAGAGGGCAACGGAGAACGAUGAGGACGAACUCGACGCGCUUGAGGUUGAGGACGAGGAGGUGCAGGCUACCAUCUCCUCCAUAUGUGACUUGAUCGGCACCCUACUCGCUGCCUCGAAGGAGGUGUUUGCGGAGCCAUUCCUCGCUAAGGCCUUCCCUGUCCUCGGCGAGUGGCUUCAGUCGUCGACGGACGAGUUUUACAUGACGCGCGCUGCCAGUAUCCUGUGCGACUUUGUGACACACGCGCCGCAGUCGAUUAUCCCGUCGCUGCCACAGAUCUGCACGAGCUCGUUGACAAUUGCGUCGUCGUCCUCGGACGAUGCGUUGCUGCAGAGCGACUUUUACCUCAUGAAUGUCAUAGUCCAGCUUCUGGGCUCGCAUCCGACGACGAACAUGGUCGUCAACGGCGGUGAGUACGCCGUGCACGUGCAGCAGGUGACCGAUAAGUACUUCGCGUCGAACCUGGUGAAUGAGGAGGAGUACACGCAUUGCACGUGCAACGCGAUCAGCCUGUACGUGUCACUGCUGAAUUUCUUCGGCACCACGGCGCUCCAGCAGGUGGCAACCGCCAUGCUGACAGUCGUGGGCAAGGCGCUGCCGGCCAAGGAUGACGAGGUAGAGGCCCGACGCAUCCACGAUGUGAUUCUCGAGUGGGUAACUAACCACCAUCCCGUCUUGCAAGCCCUUCCCGGCUCUGAGACCGGAUUUUUGACCUGCGUGAAGGCGGCUGGCCCUAGCUGCCUUUCGGAAGAGGCGAAGCAGUAUCUUGCGAAUAUGUAA
Molecule: messenger RNA, 3249 nt
Organism: Leishmania braziliensis MHOM/BR/75/M2904
Lineage: Eukaryota; Euglenozoa; Kinetoplastea; Trypanosomatida; Trypanosomatidae
Exons: 1
Coding region: 1-3249 (1082 amino acids)
Biological process (GO): protein import into nucleus
Cellular component (GO): nucleus; cytoplasm
Molecular function (GO): nuclear import signal receptor activity
Source: RefSeq, a predicted model, not a curated record